GAAGUGAUGGUUUGAGAGGCUGACCAACACACGUGUGAGUGAAGAUCCUAUCCUAUAGACAAGUGUGACAGUGUUUUCAUACUGAGCCGAGAACGACAUAGGUGCUGCUGUACGACUGUUUUAAUCUGGAUUAGUGUUUCUCUCUCUAGCCAGGACUCUAAUAAUCCGAUUAUUCGGAGUUUGCUUGGCGCUUCUUCAAGGGGGAAAAAAGAAGAUGAGGGAGACGCGAAGCAAGGUCUCCUCGGUUAUAUUGCGGUGUCUCGGCGCAUACUGUUACUGUUCAUGCUGGUUCAGGCGAUCUGCACUUUUGAAGUGAGGCUACGAGAGGCUAUCCGUGCUAUUAAAUAUAUUGGAAGAUUUUUUCUACGCCAUGCAAGGCAAGUCGAAGGCGUCUCUAUGCAAAGCAGUCCUGGGGUUGAGGGAUGACUCAGACUGGGGAAGAGAAUGCUACUCACCGUGCAGCACCCACUGAUCCCCAGCGCCAUGUCUUACUACCCUAGAGCCAACCACUGUGUUUGGGGGACCACGUCUCCAUAGCUACAACAGCAAAAUAUACACAUCUUCAAUACAUGAAAACUGAGAGAGGGAUGGAACCAUAUUUCAGAUUGAAUGUGAGUACUGUGGAUAUUAAGUAACAAACACAGUCUUACAAACUGUCAGAGGCAGAGUGAAGAACAGCAUGGAGGACAGUGAGCUUAUCUUUCUGGAGCGCCAUGAUGAAGGCGAGGGCCCUACCGUGGCCUUCUCCAAAGACAAGCCUGGAGUCAGGGAGGCCAGGGACAGUAGGCCCGACUCAGGCCUGGGGCUAGGUUUGGGGCUGAAGCCAGGCCAGGGACGCCGCUCCUCGGGCUUCCACAUCCCCCUCUCCCCCUCCUCUCCGGGCUCCCUGGCUGACCUGGCCAUGGCCUCAUCGCCACCCCCCGGCCUGGUGAAGUCCUCCUCCACAGAGCUGCAGACCAAAGAGACUGGUUCCUUGAGAAGCUCCAAACCCCUCUUCAGCCUGGUCAAGUCCCUCUCCACCGAGAUCUCCCACCUCGAGCCCGAGGUCUACCUCUCCAAGUCGGACUCCAAGCUACACAUGCACCCCUGGAAGCAGUUCACCCAGACACAACCCAAGCUCCAGGAGGCUGGUUCUGGGAAUGAUAGCUGGAUGGCACCCCCGUCCCCCGUCUCCCCCACGGAGCCCAAAGGAAGUUCCCUGAUGACCGAGUUUGAGGACACGCGGAGGAAGUUCUCUGAGGCCAUACAGGACCCCAUGAGCAUGUGGGGUAAAAUGAUGGGGGACGAGUCGAGCUCGGGGAGCCCCAAGCAGAAGGUGUCUGGGGGGGUCGGGGACUCACCUGCCUCCCUUGGUAGCUAUGGAGGUGGUGGGAGUGGGAUCCCAUUGAACAUUGAAGACGGGAGCACAGAGACACAAGUAAGAUACAGACGUGGAACAGACAGCGAACUGGGUGUGUGUGAAACCCCACUAAGGAGACCCAGGAGGGGCCCUUUGAAGCCCUCACUUUCCCCAGAGCACCACAGCCAGCUGGGGGAUAGCCUCUACGAGAUCUGCACCAAUGGAGACCUCAUCCAGGUGAUAGAGGUCCAGGGGGGCGGAUCCAGUGGAGCUGGUACCAGAGGCCAGCAUCGAGGAACCCGUCCCCAGGCUCGAGGCAGGAUUCCUGGGGUUCCUGUGGCCUCAGUGCCUGUCCGCUGGCUCUUGUUUGUGGGCGUACUUGCCUACGGGUUCUUUGUGCUCCCUCUGCCCUCCUAUGUGACUGGGCUGUCCCUGGGGCUAGCAUGUGGGUUCCUGUUAGGGUUGGUGGUGGUCCUGGUGUUCACGCCCCGUCCGCGCUCCAGAGCUUUGCCACCCUGGGGCACUACAGGGGCCCGGUGGUCCCAAGACAACAGCCUGCUGCACUCGGACCCUGUUGGUGGGCCGCGCACAGAUGCAGAAGUCCUGGAGGGCUGGAUGAACGAGAUGCCCGUGUACGACCCGGAGACAUACCACCCGUCGCUCACCCAUUCUGUGUAUGCCACCCUGGAGGGCAGCUGCCUACGCCUGGCCUACCCCCGCACCAACAUCCCCCGACGGGCAGCCUUCGACGAACUGCCCCAUGAAGCCGUGUUCCUGCGCUCGCGCUGCUACCAGCUGGCCAACUGCAAGGUCUCUCUGUUGCCUGCUGCCUUGGCACGGAAGAGAGUUUGGAAUAAGAAGUACCCUAUCUGUAUCAUACUGGCCGAGGGAGAGGUGGGGAGAGAGGAGGAGGAGAGAGUGGAAGAGGGGCAAGAGGAGGAGGAGAGGACAGACAAGCAGACACUCCCAGACACACAGACACAGGGCCUCCCCGACACUCUCUACCUCUUUGGUCGUACAGGAAGAGAGAAGGAGGAUUGGUUCCAGCACUUCCUGUUAGCCUCGAGGUCAGAGUUCAAGAGCAGCCCAAUCAGAGACGUGCCCAAGUCUGAGGUGUUAUGUAGUGGGAGCUCCAGUAUGGACAGUACGGAGAACCUUCCCCCUCUGAUUGGCCUGAGUGACCUGGUGGACUACGGCUCCUACAUGAGCCGCCUCAUUGGCUUAGAGGGUAGCAGUCCCAGCCCCAGCCCCUGCCACAGCGACCAGGGAAGCCCCACAGCCAGGAAGAAGUUCCCCAGUGAGGAGGCAUCAACAGAGGGGGGCUGCCCAGCAGAGGGCCAACCGGCCUGGGUCAAUGCCCUGGUGGGGAGGAUCUUCUGGGACUUCCUCCGGGAGAAGUACUGGGUGGACCUGGUGGCCCACAAGAUCCAGAAGAAGCUGAGUAAGAUCAGGUUGCCGUACUUUGUGAAUGAACUGAAGUUGGCUGAUCUGGACAUGGGUACCUGCAUACCUCAGGCGCUCAGCAUCUCCAAACCCUCACUGGACCACAGAGGCCUGUGGUUGGAGAUGGAGGUGGUAUAUACAGGCUGCCUACAGAUGACCCUGGAGACGAAGUUGAACCUGUGUAAACUGGGGAAGGAGAGGUCCAUUGGGGUGGAGGCUGACGGAGACAUCCCAGAGACCAGCCAAGUAGGCUCCAAGCCCAGGCUGUGUGUAUUAGCUGACAGCGAUGAGGAGUCCUCCAGUGCCGGCUCGUCUGAUGAGGAGGAGGUGCCGCCCACUGAACCCCAGGGAACUCUGGGAGAUAAGAGCACAGGCACGCCACCACCACCAGCGACUGAUGGAGGUGGGAGCACCGGCAGACGGUUCCUGAGGUUCGUGGACAAGAUCGCCUCGUCCAAGUACUUCCAGAAGGCCACGGAGAACGAGUACAUCAAGAAGAAGAUCGCUGAGGUCUCCAACAUGCCACUGAUGCUCACUGUGGAAGUUCUGGAACUCUCAGGGACUCUGGCUGUCAACAUUCCACCUCCCCCUACUGACAGGAUAUGGUACAGUUUCCGCGUGCCUCCCAGGCUGGACCUGCGUGUGCGUCCCAUGCUAGGGGAGAGGGAGGUCACCUUCACACACGUCACAGAGUGGAUCGAGAAGAAGCUGAGUCGAGAGUUUCAGAAGGAGUUUGUGAUGCCCAACAUGGACGACCUCUAUCUUCCUCUCAUGUCCUCCGUGCUGGACAACCCUCCAGCAGCCCAGUAUUCCCCAGCCCACUCCUCACGCCGCUCCUCCAACAACUCCCAGUACUAUGUGUCUGAAUAGCGCCUCACUGUGGCAGUGGAUGGAGAAGAAAAUAAAUGGAAAACCAGUGGGCAUGGAUCCACAGUGGAUUCUGAGCAGAUAGCGCUUGGUUCAGUCCUAGCUUGUGAGGGAUGGUCAUACGUGCACGUACAACGUGGCAUGACGACUGGAGAGUGGCAUGCAGGAGAUAGUGGCAUGGCUAUGCUCUGAGCAGCAAGAGGGACUGGUAUA
Messenger RNA from Salvelinus fontinalis (brook trout), 3862 nucleotides. RefSeq names its product testis-expressed protein 2-like. Gene Ontology annotation, molecular function: lipid binding. The coding region runs from base 680 to 3652 and encodes 990 amino acids. The transcript is spliced from 12 exons. Gene Ontology annotation, cellular component: endoplasmic reticulum. NCBI's taxonomy places the organism in Eukaryota, Metazoa, Chordata, Actinopteri, Salmoniformes, Salmonidae. The record is from RefSeq and is a predicted model, not a curated record.